AUAGAAUCUUCUUCUUUCCAACCCUUUCAAUUUCUUACCAUCGGGUCGUUAAACCCAACAAUACCAGCUGAGCGUGCAGAGAGACCAAGAGAGACGGAGGGAGGGAGAUGACCGCCGCCGGCUUUCGCAGUCGACGAUGAGCGAGUUUGGCCGGGCCGUCGUCCGGCCUGACCUCAGGUUGAGCCGCGUCGUCCGCCUCGCCUUUCUCCGCCGCCUCCUCCGCCUUUUAUGGCGCCACGUCAUCGUCUGCUCCUCCUGCUCCGUUGCCGCUGCCUCCUUCACUGCCGCCGAUGGCGACCACACCCUCCGCUACAACCGCCUCCGGGAAGACGAAGAAGAAGCUCUGCCGGUGGCCGCCGUCACGGAUGCCGCUCGUCCCCUGUCUCCACCACUACGCUCGACCGCCACUGACGAAGGUUUCGACGACCUUGUCUCCCUCAAAGUCUGCCUUCUCGGCGAUGGCCGGAUUGGCAAAACUAGUUUCAUGGUGAAGUAUGCGGGGGAGGAAGAGGAGAACAGGGGCUUGCAUAUGAAUGGGCUAAACUUGAUGGAUAAGGUUUUCCUUGUAAGAGGAGUGAGGAUAGCUUUUAGCAUUUGGGAUGUUGGAGGCGAUGGUCGGUUUUCAAAUCAUAUUCCAUUGGCUUGCAAAGAUGCAGCUGCAAUUCUGAUAAUGUUUGAUCUCACAAAUCGAAGCACACUUAGCAGCACAACAAAUUGGUAUAGGAGAGCAAGAAUAUGGAAUAAGACGGGGAUUCCAAUCUUAGUAGGCACUAAAUUCGAUGAUUUUGUUCAGCUUCCUCUUGACAUGCAAUGGACCAUUGUGACUGAGGCCAGAGUAUAUGCAAGAGUGAUGAAGGCGACUUUGUUCUUUUCGAGCACGACACAUAACAUAAAUGUGAACAAAAUAUUUAAAUUUAUUACUGCCAAGCUCUUUAACUUGCCAUGGAGUAUAGAGAGAAAUUUAAAAGUUGGAGAGCCCAUAAUUGAUUUUUAGGGCACCUCCUUUUCACAUUUUAUUGCUCUCUUUUGGUUUCUUUUUCUGUCUCACAGGUAGCUUCAUAACCUUUAUUGUGUGCAAGGCUGUAAAUAUAUAGCUUUUUUGUUCUUGUAGAAGGUUUUUCUUAGUGAAAAUUCAAAGCUUUCUCAAAA
This is a messenger RNA of Dendrobium catenatum, 1149 nucleotides long. RefSeq names its product septum-promoting GTP-binding protein 1. NCBI's taxonomy places the organism in Eukaryota, Viridiplantae, Streptophyta, Magnoliopsida, Asparagales, Orchidaceae. Gene Ontology annotation, molecular function: GTPase activity; GTP binding. The transcript has 6 exons. The record is from RefSeq and is a predicted model, not a curated record. The coding region runs from base 137 to 994 and encodes 285 amino acids.